Molecule: messenger RNA, 992 nt
Organism: Culicoides brevitarsis
Lineage: Eukaryota; Metazoa; Arthropoda; Insecta; Diptera; Ceratopogonidae
Product: splicing regulator SDE2
Exons: 1
Coding region: 99-875 (258 amino acids)
Cellular component (GO): nucleus
Source: RefSeq, a predicted model, not a curated record
UUUGUUUACGUUUAAAUUUCGCACAAUUCUAGAAAAUUUACGAUUUUUCUUCUUUUUUAAACAUUUCAAAGCAACAAAGUACAAAAUCUUCAAUAAAAAUGUCUCUGGAGCUCGUGUUUGAACAUGAAAAUCUCACAAAACGCCUCAAUUCCCUCAAAAUUGACGAAAUUUACGACAAAGUGCUUGAUCACGGAAUUUCCUUGGACUCUUUUUACCUCACAGUGAAUGGACUUCCUUUGAAUCCGCAUGAAAAUCUCCGCGAUGGCUCCACAGUUCGUGUCAAAUUGCGUCUCUUGGGCGGCAAAGGCGGUUUCGGGUCGAUGCUUCGGGCGAUCGGCGCCCAAAUCGAGAAAACAACAAAUCGUGAGGCAUGUCGGGAUCUCAGUGGACGCCGUUUGCGAGACAUCAACGAGGAAAAACGCCUCAAAGCGUGGCUGGAAAAGCAAAAAAUCGAACCCGAAAGUCCCGAUGAGAAAUUCAAGAAGAAAAUCGGGAAACUUCUCGCGAAACCAAAACACGAAUUCAAGGACGACAAUUACAUGCAAGAGCGAACGACGUUGACGGAGCGCGUGGAUGAAGCAGUUGAACAGGGAUUCAAGAAGGCGCAAGAGAUUGAAGCGAGUCGCGGAGUAAAAAGAGCGAAUGUCGACGAGAAAGGGAAUCCAAAGAAAGCGAAAGGAGCGAUUUGGACCGGAUUGGAAGACGGAAGUAGUGGCGGCGAAGAUGAUUCGAGUGAUUCAGAUACGGAAGACGAGGAAGAAUUUAGCCCGGAAGAUCCAACGAUGAAGAAAAUUAUUGAGCUGUACAUGAAGGAUCGAGAAAAGGAGUUGACGAAAGAUGACGAAGGCACUUCGAGUGAUAGUAAAGACGCGUAAAAUAAGAAAAAAUAAAAAAAAGUAACGAAAAUGUCAAAUAAGUUUUUAUAGCACAACUGGGUUCGUUCAUACAUGAUGUCAAAAAAUUUUUGUUAAAAAAAAUAUUUAAAGAAAUUG